AUGAACGCCAUACAGCAGAAAUGCCGCCCGAAGCAUCAGGUCCUGGUGCUCAAGUGCUAUCCGCGGACCACCAAGGGAGCAGUUGACGUCAAGCCAAACAGCAGCGAGCUGAGCUAUCUGCUCUACUACGCGACCAGCCGGCGGUCCAAGAUUCAAAAGAUUGGCGCCUUUCUGGAGAAGAAGACGGCCAGCGAUGUCUGGCGAAUGCGCAUUGGUAACGUACAGGUGACUCUUGGUAUCCUCGCCGCCCUCGUCGAGAAGUCGCCCAAGGAUGCCGCCCUCAUCGCGCCGUGCAUCCUCAAGAUCCUCGACCUCAUCCUCCGGUCCAACGACAUCACCAUGAUCGAAUCCUCGCUGCCCACAUGGGAGGCCUUUUGCGAACACCACGAUCCGUCGUCCCUCUUUGCCGACCAGGCAUAUCUCAGCCAUUACGUGUCCGUCGUUCGAUCCUACGCGCAGCUUGCGUCGACCCGAAACUCGCCAAACCAAAACGCUGCGAGCCGGCCGGUCCAGAUGCGGUGGAGGAACGCUGGGUUGGGCGCCAUCAAGUGUAUUUCGACCUCGGAUGCCCUUUCUUCCGUGAGCGGCCGCCAGAUCGACGUCAUUGUGCCCAUGAUUUUGGAGAACCUAUGGACCGACGAUGAGACGCUGCUCGACCUGCUCCUGGAGCGCGUCGAGGCGGAGGAAAAGGUGGACACGGAGAAGCUUCUGCGACGCAGGACGAGCGUUGCCACGGUCCAAAAUGGCGAAGCUGGCGGCGAUGCGAACCCGCUUGCCAUCUCCGGAACCGCCAUGGACGCGGACAAGAUGGCCGAAGAGGACACUGGCGUCUUGGCGCUGCAGUGCCUUAAGAGCAUCUUCGUUGUGCCCUCCCGAUCGCAGAUCCACUCGGCGACAGCUGCCCUGCUUAAAUUCAUCUCGGAGCGCGUAAAGCAGGGAGAAAAGGUCAUGACGAGCGGCGCCGCCGACCAUGGCAGCGACGAGGGCUGGGCCAUCAAAAUCUUUAGCAUCAUUGCUCGCUGGGCUCCGGUGCAGGAUCGCUAUGUCAUCUUGGUGAUGGCCCUCGAUACCUUGACACACAUUCCCAUGGGAGACGAAAACCUAGACCAACAUGUAGCAUUGACUGCCAUGGUUGAUUCUCUGUUGAGGUCCGACAUCAACCUCAUUGGCUUGAGUGUCAUGGAUGUCCUUUUGGGUCUUAUUAAGCAGAUCAGGAAGCUCUUUACUCUUUCCAACGUCGGGAGCCGAGCCGAGACUCCCAGCGACAAGGCGGCGACGGACAGCGACCUGGAGCAGAAGCUACACCAGCCCCAACGCAAGGAGCUCCUGGGACGACUUGAGCAGUGCGUUGGAGAUCUUGCCAGCCACAUAUACUACGCGGAUCAGAUCUCGGACAUGAUUGCUGCCAUUGUCGGCCGACUGAAGCCUGGCCGGUCGUCGAGCGCCCCCUCAACACCCCAAGGCGAGAAGACGGACGGCAACGAGCAGAGCAACCCUUCGCCUCCCUCGGCGACGGCCACCGCUGAUCUCGCCGAGAGCCAAACCAACAACCUGGUCGACGUCUACUUUUCCUACACCUUGGGGCGCAUCUCGGCACUCCGCAUCGUCAAAAUCAUCCUCCAUGUUGCCAAUCCCGCUUCCAAGGUCAGGACCAAUGCCGACUUGGGCCGCAACCGAGUGCCCGCCCAAGUCUGGGAAGGCACCCAGUGGCUUCUCCGCGAUCCUUCGGGCCAGGUGCGGCGCGGAUAUGUCGAUGCCUUGCUUACAUGGCUGGAUCUGGAGACGACUCCCAUCGAUUUGCUCGCUAGGGACGAGGCGCUUGAGCCGCACAAGUCCACGGCGGCAGGCAUCCUCGCCGCCGCCAAGAAUACUCGUGAGUUGCCCAACGGCCGGCGUGCCGUAUCCAGCGCGUCGAACAAGGACCGCCAGCCCAGGACUCGCCGUUCGCAGUUCCUCCCGCAGCUUCACCUCGCCAUCUACGACAACGCCCUCCACUUUGUCGAGUGCGACAAUGAUCUUGCCGCACUCCACACACUGCUGGCAAAGCUCGUGUCCCGUCUCGGUGUCAAUGCCGUCCGCUACGGCGUGCCCAUGAUUUACCGCCUCCAGGAGGAGAUCUUGGCCGUCGAACAGCCCAUCCACAAGGUUCGAAUCGCGGCUCUGUGCCACGGGUACUUUUGGGCCCUGACCGAUAAGUUUGAGUUUGAGGGCUCUGCUGUGGGCAGGGCGAUUGAGAACGAAGUCGCCCGGCGCAAGAGCAAAGGCUUCUGGGUGCCCGGCAUCCACGUCCCAGCACUGGCCAUUGGCCAAAUUGGCCCACUGGGCGUGGCGGCGCCUCAGCCCGAAUGGGAUCUCAGCCUUCUCGAGACGGAGGAACUCUUGCCGUUUGAUGACCGGGCCUCCCUGAUCCAAUGCAUUGCCGUGGGCUACGAGGAGAGCACCUCGUUCCCGCCAAACAGCCCCUCUGCCUCGCCCGGCCGAUCGCUUUCGGGACCUAUUCUCAACACCCCCAUGAGUCCCGGUUCCUCAUCCAUGGCGACGGCUCCUGACAGGUCAUUGGAGCUUCCGGACCCCUACCGCGAGCAGAUGAUGACAGAGUGGUCUAGAGAGCAAGUUGCCGCCGCCCUGGCCGCCGAGGGCAAGACGGAAUCCAUCACCGGCUCACGGACGGACACCACAGCUACCGGCCUCAGGAACCUGACCAUCAGCACCGUCAACGGCAACAACGGCUACCUCCCGUAUUCGCCCUACGGCAGCCAGCAUAACCUGCGACCGCGCUCUUCUCAAACGCACAUGGCGGACCAAAGCCAUCUUGGACCUCUUGGGCCCUCGCCCAGAUUCCGGCAGGGAAGCAUUCGAAGCGGCAUUUCCCAGACGAUAUCAUCGUCGAGCAAGGCCGGCGUCGCGUCUGUGGAACAGCUCAAGCGUGUGCUGUCCGGCAACGCUUCUCCCAACGCUUUUGGUUCCGAGGACGAUAGCGGCGAGAGCAUGGUGAGCUACGAGUAUAGCCCGUCAGAAAAGAGCUUCAGCCCGACAGGCACAGACCCGGAUCGGCCAACCACGUCGGCUGACGGCUUCAGCAAGAGGUCGAGGUCUGGCAGCUCUGGCGCCCCGCUGAGCGCUGGCUCGAACCGCGAUAGCUUACCGAGGCUCUACCUCGAUGGUGACCGCGAGGAAGAAGGAGGCCGGGGCCUGGGUGUCCCUCCCGUGCCCCCGCUCCCCAACCUCAGCGUCCUUUCAGAAAAGGGAGGGCAGGUGAAUGGAGGAAACAUUGCGGUUCAAGACUACGGGGUAAAGGCCCCCAAUAAGCGUGUUUCCAACAGCCGAGGAGGUGACAGCAUUGCAGCCCGGUCCGUCUUUGGUGGCCACGAUGAUGGUGGCAGAACGAUGGAUUUGCAAGAGCUUCUGAGGGGCAUCGACAGCCGCCCUGGCGAGGGGAGUUUGGGUAAUUUGACCAGACCUCCAUAUUAA
Trichoderma aggressivum f. europaeum is the source of this 3471-nucleotide messenger RNA. RefSeq lists its product as uncharacterized. The coding region runs from base 1 to 3471 and encodes 1156 amino acids. NCBI's taxonomy places the organism in Eukaryota, Fungi, Ascomycota, Sordariomycetes, Hypocreales, Hypocreaceae. The record is from RefSeq and is a predicted model, not a curated record. Gene Ontology annotation, biological process: protein localization to plasma membrane. The transcript is spliced from 2 exons. Gene Ontology annotation, cellular component: plasma membrane.